Anopheles nili is the source of this 1189-nucleotide messenger RNA. RefSeq names its product protein anoxia up-regulated (gene fau). NCBI's taxonomy places the organism in Eukaryota, Metazoa, Arthropoda, Insecta, Diptera, Culicidae. Bases 408 to 761 code for a protein of 117 amino acids. The record is from RefSeq and is a predicted model, not a curated record. The transcript has a single exon.
CGUUAGCCGUUAGUUUGACAGUUGCACAGUAUUAGCGUAGCGCGAAACGAACUUCGACCGAACCACCUGAUCCUUCGCUUUGUAUCUAUCGUUGACGACUACAACGACCACCGGAAGGGGCAUGAUGUUAGGAAAGCGAUGAGCUGAGGUGGCGAUAUUUUUCGAACUUUGUUUCAGCUUCCGUCGGUUAGUCUUUGACCGAUCGGAAGUUGAAGGUUUUUUACACACGAUUGCGCUUAGCUUACACACCUACGGGGCAGGCUUUUGAGUACCGUCCUUCGCCCUUGUGUCUCGUUCCCUUCCUUCCCUUACUCCACUCCUCUAUCCGUACCAAAAAAACAAAUGCGAAGCGUGUAAUAUACGCGCUGAUCAAACAAAAAAAAUGCCAAAGAGCCUCCGGAAGAAAAAUGACCAAAAAAAACAACCAAAACUCACCCGAACGCAUUUCGCAGACACCGCGCUAUACGACCGUCGAGACGUCGACGCCGCGUCGCGAUGAGUCCUACACGUACUCGAAGACCUACAAGACCGUCACCGAGUCAUCCAACUCAUCCGAUCCGUACUCGCGCCCGUCCACCUCCUCGUCCUCGUACACGUCGACCACGGAGCGGAACAACCGCGGAGGUCCAGGCGGCUACUCGUACAGUACGGAGCGCACCUCGACCGCUGGCAGCGGUCCGGGCGGUUACAGCUACAGCUCGACUACUUCCGGUCGUUUGCCGCAUGGUACCACCUACCGGCACUACUCGUACCGCGUCUAGGCCGUACCCUCGGGGACUCUUUCUUUUGAGCAUUCGCCUUCGAUGUCACACGAUGCUACUAACACCGACGUUUAUCUAGCCCUUCUUACUGCUGUGGAGUGUCAAAGUCUCACCAACGCCGGUAGCUUUCCCGCGCGGGAAAGCGGUGACGUGAACACGCUGUAUCCUGUAGAGUGUAAACGCGCGGACACGCGUGCGAACCGCCAGUUGGUGGGUAGCUACUAACCCUCUAAACCUUACCCUCUCACCCAUUACACCUUGUACUUUUUUUUGUUUGUAUGUACUUAUGCAUAUGGCGAAAUCCAAACACCGAACAAACCAUUUGUGAACAAUAAUCCCGAACGAACCAUGUGAUUGCUAAUGUUCGAGUUCAAUAAAAAAACCAACAAAAUCGUGAGGAUCAAGAAGCAAUUCUUGUCCCAUCACAA